GUUACGGGAUAAGUACAUGCAAGGGAAGCUUUUAAACCUUAACUGCAAUCCAAUGGUGGAAGCAGAUUUAGAAAUAGUAGUAGAAGAAAAAGAAAAUAACUUACGAUUGAGACGUUUUACAGGAUGAGAUAGAUAUAGCUUCAGAUCAACCAUCACAAAAGCGGAUUGCCAAAGAACCGUUUUGUAGUCAAGUAGUCAGUCCGUGCACUAUAUCGAAGAUGGCGGCCUUCAGACCGAUCUAUAUGUUCUUAAACCGUGGUGUAAUACAAACACCAGUCAGAAAAAUAUCAACAACUAUUAACAAUGCUUCAGUAAUGACAAUAAUGGAAGCAAGAGCAUCUCUCAUGGAAAUGGUUGGUUUGAAACCAGAAUUAACAGAGAGCGAUCAAGCUUAUAUGGAUUCCAUGUUUCAAGAUAUUCCAAAAAAACAAGAUGGCCUACCUGUGCGUAGUAUAAAAGAUAGUUAUAGAGAAGUUGUAAUACCACUUGGUUCCGAUCCUGCUUUACAAUCUAAAUACACAAAUUUCUAUAAAGGAAUCAGAUUUGGAAGAAUUAUGGAAGAUCUGGAUACAUUUGCUGGUUUAAUAUGUUAUACUCACAAUCGAAGAGGUAAAAAUGAAAGAUCUCCAUUAUCAACUGUGACAGCAUUAGUUGAUAGAAUAGAGCUGGGUAACUUCACAGUAUCAGCAUUUACAGACAUCAAACUAACUGGUAAUGUAACUUGGGUUGGUACAUCAUCUAUGGAAGUUACAAUGGAUGUACAUCAGGUGAUUCAAGAUGAGUUGCAGAAAGUAAUGAAAGCCACAUUUUUAAUGGUGGCUAGAAAUCCUGUUACUGGAGGGUCAGCAGCUGUCAAUCCUUUAAAAGCAGACGGACCAGAAGAGGAGGCAUUGGUGAAAAAAGGAGCAUCAAACAAAUUAGCUCGUCAGUUAGAGGCUAAAAAAUCUCUAUUAAAAACCCCACCAAGUCAAGAUGAAGGGGAUUUGAUCCAUGGUUUAUUUCUUCAAACCAUUGAUGUCAAAACAUCCACAUUAAAAGUUCGAGUAAAACCAGAGAAUACUGAAUGGAUGGAGAACACCAUAUUAAAAAAUCUUUCAAUUUGUCAUCCUGAGCAAAGGAACCUGUAUAAUAAAAUUUUUGGUGGCUAUCUAAUGAGAAAGGCCUUUGAAUUGGGAUGGGCAAAUGCGGCUCUAUACAGUAAAACACGUCCUAUUACAAAGGUUAUUGAUGAUAUUGCAUUCAGGAAAACAGUUGAAAUAGGAACUGUGUUAUUUCUAUCCUCACAGGUUGUCUACACAAAAGGAUCACAAAUGCAGGUGAAAGUUCAUGCUGAAGUUGUUGACCCUACUGUUGGUAAACAUGAAACCUCCAAUGACUUCCAUUUUACCUUUGAUUCCCAGCUAGAUGAUCUAACGCAGGUCAUGCCAAAAACUUAUGCAGAAUCUAUGAUGUAUUUGGAUGGUAAAAGACAUUUCGAGAGUUAAUUAGUUAUUCUUGAACCUGCCAAAGAGAGCAAGGGCAGAUAGUGGUGUAUAUAGAUAGUGCUAUUUUUUUAGUUGUUAAAUCGGUUCAAAAUACAGAUAUAAAGCAAUCUUUACAAUAUUAUAUAAAUCUUGGCUAUCAAUUUUCAUUUCGUACUUAAUGAUAGUUAAGAUGAGUAGAUUUAGACAGCUGUAUAGCUUACUUAUCAGUUUCUUUAAAUUUGAUAAAAGAUAGAGUUGCCAUGUCUGUAGACCUGUUUGGCCGAUCACUGGUGAGUGGCGAUGAUAGGUUAAUCAUGUAUAAAAUAUGUGAUAUAAAGAAUGUAGUCAUACUGUAAAAAAAAAAAAAAAAAAAAAUUCUGUAUUGAGCCAUAUGAAAAAAAUAUUCUGGUUCCCUGAUAAUCCCACCUAAGUUAAAAAGUGCCACAUGACCUGUUUUUAUUUUAAGAAAAAAACUAAUCUCCUUAAUUACUGCACGUAAACGUUUUAACCCCGGUUACAGGAAGUAGCUCUAUAAAAAAAAAUUGAAUGAAUCCAGAAAUGUGUUAUAGACUCAUAUAUCAAGUACACAACCCCCAUAAAUGUUACUGACAAUCAUAAAUGAUACUGGAUAAUCAUGCAUUCCUAUAAACAACAUGAUGAGAUAAAUGAUGUGUCUUUGACGAAAUAAAAACCUCCCUCUUGCAUCCAAUUUUUUGUAAGGAUUAUCUUAGAACCAGAAUAUUUCUUUUGUAUGGCCUUAAAAUGCACAAAGCUAUACAAGAGAGAUUUAUAUACUUAUUUGGUUAUGGUAAUAUCUUUGUUGUACUAUUGUAUAUCACUAAUUAUCAAUGAAAAUAUCAUAGAUAAUAUAUAUGUUUAUACGCAAUUUUCAUGUGGACAUAUUUUGUCGUCACCCCUGUCCAUCCGUCCGUCCACAUUUUGUUUGCAGACACUGUACAAGUCACAAUUUUUAUCUGAUUCUAAAUAAACUUAAAUUAUAUGUUUAUAUCACAAAGAUCUUGUUUCUUUAGAUAUUAACACAUGUUGGAUCAUAAUAUCCUAGAUUAUGGCCCCUAAUUGUACGAAAAUCGCUUUCUUAGCUUGUUCUUUGUCCAUCUCUUGCAAUAUGUGGGUGUAUCUUGCAUAGCAACCACUUGUUUAAUGAUAGAUACACUGGAUCUUUCACUUAUAUAUUUACACCUAUAAGCACUUGGACUGCCUGAAACUACUGCUCUCUCUCUUUAGCUCCUCAUUCAAACCGAGUCACAGGAAUACUGUGAACUAUUCAAGGACCAUAUACUGGUCGGUUUCAGGCAGUUUCGAAAUUGAGCUCUAAAUAUUAAUGUAAAAAACAUCACUUUUCUCAAGUUUUUUCAGGGAACCAGGAUUUAAAGUUUGUGUAGACAGACAUAACUGUUAUUAAUGCUGUGUUAUUUGUUAUACAUUUGAAAUCAUUUGUGUAUAUAUGUCUAAGUAUGUCUACAUACAGACAAACCUUUUCUGGUUUAAAGUGCCAUUUUAUGCUUAAAAAUUCACCAAUUAUCUAUCGCAAGAAACCACAAGGAUACUUCUGACAGCGAUCUGCAAUAAUGCACUAAUUCAAUAAUGUUUUUAUGGUGAACUGAGCUCAAAGAUUAAUUUAUUUUAUUCAAAUAACUAUAGAUUUUUUUUUACUUAAUAUUGACAUCAUAUACCAGUGACGGGACAUUUUGUUGCAUUUUUUAAAGUUUCUCACAUAUUAAUGUUUCAGUUUGCAAGGAUCAGAUUCUUAGAUUCUGAUGAAAUUUCUGGGCUUGCUAACUUUUUUAAAAUAUUUUGAUAAAAUCUGUAUAUAAAGACAAGAAUUGAUAUAAAAUGAUAUAUACACAACUUUGUUAUUUAUAAAUGUAUUUCUGUUGUCAUUAUUUAAUUAUUUAUUUUUCAUAUUUCUUGAUGUAAACCACAAGGAACUCAUUGUAGUUAUAUUUGUCUGUCCUAAAUAACUGAGAAAUUAACCCUCAGUCUGUUUAUAUCUAAACAUUGAAACAUAUCAUAUUUUAUCUUAUUUUAUUAAAGAUACAUUAUGUUAGAUUUAGAUAAAGAACUAGCCGAUCUUGCUAUUUAAUAUCGGAGAAAUCUGAUGCCAUCGAGAGUUGAUUAAGGCCUGGAUCAGUUAAUUAAUGUCUAAUUAAUACUUUAGAAAACAUUUCAGGCCUAAAGAAAGACCUGCAAUAGGCAGAUUUAGCUCUUGCAUAAUGCAUGUUAAAUAUAUUUUCAGAUAAAAAAUUGUGGUAAAUAAUUUAAGAUAAAAAUUGCUGCCUCCGCCCCCCCCCCCCUUGAGAAGUAGAAUUAGUACAGCCGUAAAGCAUCCUGUUCCUGCAGCAGCUAUACCAAUCGGCUUGAGGUAACAUCAAGCAGCUACAGCCGACAAAAAACAGCCUCUUAAGAUCAGUGCUGUGCAGUUUGCAGGAUGGUCAAUGGUACAAGUUUUUAAAUUGUGCCAUGUCUGCACUUCCAUAUCUGCUUAUAUCUGAUAUGUGGUAGAAUCAAGCACAAAUAAUAUAUAUCAAUGAUUAGAGAGCCCUUGUGAUUACCCCAGUUUUGCUUAGUAUAAUUAUAUGAUUUAUUAUGAAAUUAGUCGUUAAAUAUAUCUGUUCAUUUACCUGACAUGAUUUGAUUUGGUAGGUCUGAUAUUUACAUUUACAUCAAAACAGCCUAUAUUAGACUAAUCAUGUUUCAGACAAAGAUGAAAGUAUACUGAACAGACAAGGUAAUUUUUGAAGUAAUUUUAAAUUGUUACUGAGACGAUACUAUCGUAACAGCAGUUAUUUUUUGUUUUAUUUUUUACUUUUGAGUAAUAAAAUAUUGUCUUCAGUAAA
Molecule: messenger RNA, 4321 nt
Organism: Patella vulgata (common limpet)
Lineage: Eukaryota; Metazoa; Mollusca; Gastropoda; Patellidae
Product: acyl-coenzyme A thioesterase 9, mitochondrial
Exons: 15
Coding region: 219-1484 (421 amino acids)
Biological process (GO): acyl-CoA metabolic process
Cellular component (GO): mitochondrion
Molecular function (GO): fatty acyl-CoA hydrolase activity
Source: RefSeq, a predicted model, not a curated record